AUGGCAUCUGAACUUCCAGCAUCGACCUUGUCCACCGCCGGAGGUGGAGCUCCAUCUGAGACAAUUCCGGAAUCUUCGGCGGUCGAUUCAUCCAAAAUGGGAAAGGUGAGUUGACCAAAAAAAUAAUUUUGUCAAUUUUUGAUAAAAAAAGUCUUGGUUUGCCUGUGCAGGCUAAAAAUUGCGUGUAAGAAUGAGAAGAUCUCACAAUCAGACAUAUUUUGGGCUAAGUUUCGGCGUAAGAUGAGGUCUUGCUUUGUGAUUUUCCUUAUUCUUUUCAUUCAGUAAAUUGUAUUGAUGAGAAUAGACUACGUGGAAUGUUACAAUGAAAACCGAAGAUUUGUUGGUGUAAACUUGGGUGAUGAGGUUUUUGCGAAUACCCUCGGAGCAUUCCAAACUAGCGCUUCCCAUACGGGCCUCAUCCAGGGGACCCUGUUUCUCGCGCGACUGGCCAAUUUGCCAUAGUCCCCAUUUUCCUGCCGCAAGAAAAACUAAUGCUUAUUUUUUCAGCCAGGACGCCACGUUGUCGUCAAAAGAAACUUUCGACCCGAGGAUGACCCGCAGUUCUCCUGCUGCAUCAAACUCAGUCUUCAUGUAAGUAAAAAAUAUUCGAAACAUCCAAUUUAAUGAUCUUUUUCAGCGCUCGGUAAUCGUCAUUUCGUCGAUCAUGCUGCCGCUUUGUGUCUUUUUUACAGUUAUCUAUGCUGUGCAAUCGUUUCUUGCUACAAGUUCCGAUGGAAAAGUCGGAGAUGAUUUUGCUGCUGCGGUGAUGAUGAUCAUGGCGUAUGGAUGUUUGUUGGUGGGAAGUGUCUGGAGAAUCGAGAAACUUUAUUGGGCUUAUGCGAUUUUCUCGGUAAGUGGAGCCAAAAUUUCAAAAAAAUGAUUUAUCUCCCGUUUUGGCCGAAUCUACAAAAUUUAUUAUCUAUAUACAUAUAUACAUCUUUUAUUUCAGACAUUGUUUCUCAUAAUUACACUCUAUGCGAUGGGCGAAUCGAUUGCGAUGGCUUGCUCACACCUUUUGGGAGACCUCCGUAUACAUACAACCGAAGCUGGCCAAGAAAAGAACACCUCCGCAGGAAAACGACAUCUGAUGUAUCUGAUGGUCCUUAGUUUCAUCGCAUCCGUGUAUUUUUACUUGUUCUACAUUGUCUGGAGGGACUACAAGUUUGUCAAAGAGUACCCGAGAAAGAAGAAAGUGGUAGAGAGUACCGAAAGCGAGAAACUGCUCAAUUAA
This is a messenger RNA of Bursaphelenchus xylophilus (pine wood nematode), 1231 nucleotides long. Lineage: Eukaryota; Metazoa; Nematoda; Chromadorea; Rhabditida; Aphelenchoididae. The record is from the annotation of a GenBank genome assembly.